This is a messenger RNA of Styela clava, 657 nucleotides long. The record is from RefSeq and is a predicted model, not a curated record. NCBI's taxonomy places the organism in Eukaryota, Metazoa, Chordata, Ascidiacea, Stolidobranchia, Styelidae.
AUGCUUGUUUGUGUUGAAAAACUCCUAAAUGACAAAGAGCUUUUUGAUUAUAUCAGUAAACAACUUGAAAACAACGUGGAAGUUAACAUAAAUACUGCAGUCACAACUCAAGAUUCUUCAGAAACUAUUUUAACAAAAAAUGGCUUCCUCAAGGAAUGUAACGGUCUUUGGUAUAAGUACUUCGAGGGAAAAAAAACAUUCAAACUAGCGGUUAGCCAAUGCGAACAAUAUGAAGGCCGACUCAUCUCGACUGGAUAUCGUGAUUUUGAUAUUCGAAGGUCUUUGCUUCAAACUAUCCGUGGCAAGAAUUCGACUUCCAGAUUCUGGAUUGGACUACGCAGAGACAACAUAAAUACGAGUUUGUGGAAUUGGAGUGACGGUAUUCAAGCAACAAAUACAUCAGAUAUAUGGAUAGCUAGGGAACCAAACAACAGAUAUGGUGAAUUGUGUGGGAUGAAUAAAUCUUCUGUAUCGAAAAAUCAAACAGUUAACGACUUAUCGUGCAACGAGGAACUUGCAUAUUUCUGCGAAGUAGAAAUUAAGUAGGAUUGGUCAAAUAGAAGUACCUACGUCGGUGUCUGCAGUUCUUGGAACUGCUGAAUGAAUAACAUACGUCUCUCUGGUCUCUGUGACAAGAUAUAAGUUACUUGUACUUUU